CGCCUAGUCUGUGGUGCUGCUGCACUUCCUCAUUGGCAGCAAAGUAUUACCACUCCUGCGAGGUUUGAGCCUGAAAUAAACACACAGCAGGUUAAGUUUUAUUUAAUCUCCGAGCCCUGCAAAUGUCGAAGCCUCCUCCCAAGCCGGCCAAGCCAGGCCAAGUCAAGGUGUUCCGAGCUUUGUUCACCUUUGACCCCAGAACACCAGAUGAGCUGUUUUUUGAAGAAGGAGAUUUCUUGUACAUCUCUGACACAAGUGACAGUAAUUGGUGGAAGGGGACAUGCAGAGGAAGGAAUGGACUAAUUCCAAGUAACUAUGUGGCUGAGCUGGCAGAGUCCAUUGACAACCCAAUGCAUGAAGCAGCCAAACGAGGUAAUCUGAGCUGGCUGAGGGAAUGUCUGGAGAACAAGGUUGGAAUCAACGGGCUGGAUAAAGCUGGAAACACUGCCCUCUACUGGGCAUGCCAUGGAGGGCAUAAAGAUGUGGUGGAGGUGUUGCUAAGCCAGCCCAACGUUGAGCUCAACCAGCAGAACAAACUCGGGGACACGGUUCUGCACGCUGCUGCCUGGAAGGGUUAUUCUGACAUUGUGGAAAUGUUGCUAAACAAGAAUCCGAGAACAGACAUCAGGAACAACGAGAAUAAACUCGCUCUGGAGAUGGCCACCAACGCAAUGUGUGCGACACUUCUCAAAAGGAAGCAGGGAAGCAACAUCACCCGCACACACAGCAACGCUGAAGAGUAUUUGGACGACGAGGACUCGGACUGAGCCGUCGCUGUUUGAACAUCAUCACUGUCUUCCACUGGGUUAUGGGCAGUCACGGAGCUCAAAUAGUUAACAGACCUAAGAUGAAUUUGCUGCUCUGUUUCUAACUGUAACACCAUCUUAGUUCUAUUAUUUUGUGCUAAAACCUCAAUUCUCCCCCCUUUGUAUCCAUCAGUGUAAAUUUCCAAACAUUGAAUUGGUCCCUUUACAGUUUUCAACCUGUGGGGGGGGGGGUUUGUCCACUGUCCACUGUCCACUGUGGACUGAGGGGAGAAUACAUGUAGUAGUGCAGGGGUAUAGGGACCACGACUCUAAGACACACAUUCCGAACAUACAGAUUGUGUUUAACCCAUUUACAGAUUGCAGAGCAGAUUAAAGGAUUGAUCUGGUUUCUAAUGCUCCAUUUAAAUUACUGCCAACUACAAAAUCACAGAACAGAAAUUGGAAAAUGUUAUCUCUUUCAGCUCGAGCUCUAUCACACCUAGUCACAAUUAAUAUCUCUUUAUGUACAUCUGGUAGACAAUGCAACAUUUUAAUAACCUUAAUAUUUUCCUUUUAAUGGGACAUGCUGACCAGAUUAUAGAUUUCUUGUGUUAUCCGCUUGGUCAAAUUGAUCAGAUGUCAGCAAUGUGCAACAGGCUCAAUUGGGGAAAUGUUUCUAUAAACUGUCUAAAAUGGCAGUAAUCUUCCUCCCUCUCCUUCAAAAGGUCAUACAACUCUCCUGUACCUGUCUAUAAUACAUUGUUUUUGGGUCUGUGUUAUUACACUUUCCAUUACCACUGCUAUUUAAGAUCAGGUUGGUGUAAUUACAACCAAUUGCCUUGUGUAACACAGACUUUAAAACUAUCUUUUUGAUAAUCAAUCUUUUGAUGGUGGGAUUUUCAUUCUGGGAGCAAAUUUCUGGUUUUAUUGCUGCUUUCCAACAAAUGUUAUAUAUUAAAAUGCCUUAAAUAUGUGUACCAUGGUAAGUGUGUCUGGUAUGUAUCAAUGUGAACACACCUGUGUCCUAUGAGGUUAUGAAUUUCUUAAGAUGAUUUUGUUCUAGAUUUCUAUCUGCUCUGUUUUCAAUCUACAAUAAAAGAUUUUUAUCUAAUGUUAA
This is a messenger RNA of Eleginops maclovinus (Patagonian blennie), 1863 nucleotides long. RefSeq names its product osteoclast stimulating factor 1 (gene ostf1). The coding region runs from base 123 to 767 and encodes 214 amino acids. Gene Ontology annotation, molecular function: protein binding. NCBI's taxonomy places the organism in Eukaryota, Metazoa, Chordata, Actinopteri, Perciformes, Eleginopidae. The record is from RefSeq and is a predicted model, not a curated record. Gene Ontology annotation, biological process: signal transduction. The transcript is spliced from 10 exons.